Messenger RNA from Tarenaya hassleriana, 1747 nucleotides. RefSeq lists its product as uncharacterized. The coding region runs from base 218 to 1564 and encodes 448 amino acids. Lineage: Eukaryota; Viridiplantae; Streptophyta; Magnoliopsida; Brassicales; Cleomaceae. The record is from RefSeq and is a predicted model, not a curated record. The transcript is spliced from 8 exons.
ACGUUCACGAAAACAUAUUCUCCGAGUCUUCGUUGCCGAAGCUCCAGAUCGAUCUCGAUCCAUCUAGAAAGGGAUAAUCAAUUCUGCAGCAGCUCAUGACUUUUUAUUCACUGAAUCUCGUAACCUAUUCGGAAUAUUCUUCUUUCCAUGGUUGAUUAGGGUUUCCUCUUCUUCUUUUUCCAUUUCCCUUCUUGCUUCUAGUUGCCCUGAAGCCAUAAUGGAGUUGUUAUGUCUCUCCUUCUGGUGGAUUUCGCUGCUCUUCGCCGCGGCGGCGGCGGAGGAGCAUCCGGUCAGUCGCAUCGUCUUCGGAUCAUGCGCCAACCAAAGCGCUCCACAGCCAAUCUGGGAUGCGAUAAACAAGUUUGAUCCACAACUGUUUAUUUGGUUGGGUGACAACAUCUAUGGUGAUAUCAGACGGCCCUUUAAGGUUUUUGGGAAAGAGAGAACUAUUGGGCCAUGGAAGAACGUCCCGAGGUUCGUGCCUUCUUCAGAGGAAGAGAUGAAGUCUCGUUACGCCAAAGCUAAGGCAACUCCAGGGUAUUCUCGCCUCCGGAAAAACACAAAGGUUAUUGGUACUUGGGAUGACCAUGAUUAUGGAUUGAAUGAUGCAGGGAAGGAAUUCGAUCGUAAAACCACUAACCAAAGACUCAUGCUCGAUUUCUUGGACGAGCCUCAUGAUAGCCCACGGAGAAAGCAAGCUGGGGUUUAUGCAUCAUAUUCUUUUGGUCCUGAGGACAAGAAAAUUAAGGUUAUAUUAUUAGAUACUAGGUAUCACAGAGACCCGUUGCGAAGUGAUGGAACUAUCUUAGGGGAUGCGCAGUGGGUAUGGCUAGAGAAAGAAUUGAGAGGUUCAGAUAGUGCGAUUACCAUUAUAGGAUCUUCUGUUCAGGUGAUAUCAAAUCUGUCUGCCACCACUGGUCCAUUAUUUUAUAUGGAAUCGUGGGGACGUUUUCCCAAGGAAAGACAACGCCUUUUCCACUUGAUAGCAGAUACUAAGAGAAGUGGAGUCAUAUUCAUCAGUGGAGAUGUUCACUUUGGAGAAAUCACGAGAUAUGACUGCGGUGUUGGGUACCCGUUACAUGAUGUCACCUCAAGUGGUCUAGUACAAUCGGUGGAGAGAGUUGUCCCACCUCCCUUGCGUUUUCUCAUCAGGUUUCUCUCGUGGUAUACUCCAAGCACGAUGAGAGUUGUGAACCAGAACUGCAAAUUCAAAUCAUGCAUAUAUGGACAACAAAACUUUGGAGCAAUAUCAAUAGAUUGGAAUGCAAAUCCAGUUACUAUCAAACUCGAGAUCAAAGAUGUUAAGGGAUUUACAGUCUUAGGCACAAACAUUUCACUAUCUGAACUCCAACCACAGGGCUUGGAUUCUCAUAAUUCUCUGACUAAGAAGGAAACAUAUCAAAGACAUUGCACUCUCGAAGUCAAUUUACCAGCAACGAAGAGAUACCGUUUGGCAGUUCUCAUAUACUUGUCCUUAGCAGUUCUGCUUCUGAUGUUUGUCGGAGGGAUCUUUGGAGCUAUACUAGCUAUCAGAGCAUGCGUUCACAAGUGCAAGCUCGAUUGAUGAGUUGAUUUUCCGGAAAAUGGCUCUAUUUUUUCCGGUAAAUUAUAUCAUCUUUGAUCCAUUGAAGGUUUUCUCUGUCCAUGAUAACUGGAGAGUACAUAAUCUUUUUACAAUUUAGUUGACUUAAAAGUAUGAACAAAGCAGACUCUAUUAUUCAGCAAAAUCAUGGAAAAAUCUGACACA